AUGGACCAGACGAUCGGGGAAGUUUCGGUUCCGCUGCCGCAACUUCUCGAGGAUUCUCAGGACACGUACUUGGUCAGCGAUGCGUGGCACGAAGCAGUCUUAGGAACUCAGCAGCCGCACUUGCCGUGCAAAGUUUCCUUGUCUGUCGUUCAAGAGUCAUUGCCGAAAAACUGGCCCGUGGCGCAGGCAAAGAACGACCGAGGGCAAAGGUACCCGAUGCAUGUGUUUAUGAUGACGCGUGGCACGCGCGGUGAUGUGCAGCCCUUUGUGGCACUGGCACGGGGACUGGCCGAGCAGCUGGGCUGGCUGGUCACAAUCUGCACGGAACAGAGCCAUGCAGCCUUCGUAAGAAAGCACUCGGACGUCCAUAGCGGCAAGAUCAGAUUUCGGCCUAGCGGUGGGAACACUGAGGCAAGAAUGGACAGUGUGGGCGCGCAUUUCUUGCUCACACAUCGUGCUGAAUUCUUGCAGAUGAUCGCCCUGGCAAGAUCAGAAGCCGAGUUUUUCUCCAGUGCUACGGUCUUCGUCGAUUAUGUCAGAGCUAUGGAGACUGAGCCCAAGCCCGUGGAUCUAAUCAUGUUUGGCUUCACAUUGGCGGGAGUCGCAGCACUGGUCGGCGAGCACUGCCGCAAGCCAGUGGUAGGCUUUAUUUUACAGCCAAGCUGCAUACCGAGCAAGGAGGAGGAUUGGAAAGCAGUGCAGCCCAUUCAUAGCCCGGACGGUCAAAGUCUUCUCGACACCGUCGACGAGAUGGCGUUUACGUCCCACAACUCUUUAAAACUAUUGAAGGACCUUGCGGAAAAGAACCCCUUUGCAUCUUGGAAUUUGAAUCAUCUCCGCAAGCUCUUCGGGCUCGGUCCGACGGACACAUGGCAGGCUUACAACCAGGCAAGGGUUCCUAUCAUCAUCCCAAUGCCGGCGGGUACGUUUCAGCGGCCUCAGGACUGGCCUGACAACAUUAUCCAGACCGAUUUCAUUUUUCUGCGAAACCAGGCUGGUACGGGCAGGAAAUCGUUGGGAGAAGUUGGCGACUUCGUCGAGGCCGCAAGGCAAGAAGGGAAGAAGCUUUGCCUCAUCACCUUCAGCAGUAUGCCUGUUCCCCGCCGUACCUUGCUUCGAAUUAUUGUCAAGAUGCUGAAUGAAGCCAGCUUCCCUGUCUCCGUGAUCUACGUCGGGCGCAUCGAUGAAGGGCCUGAAGACCUCGAAAACGCAGCUCGCCAGUUCAAAGAGACCGGGCGCUUCUUUGAAGCACGAGCUGUGGACUUUGGCCUUCUCUUUCCCGAGAUGGAUUGCUUUGUAGUUCAUGGUGGGCUUGGGACAACUGUCGAGGCUUUGCGAACCAGAAAGCCAUGCUGUGUCACAGGGCCAUUGCUAAUGGAUCAACGCUUCUGGGGCUACGUCUGUCAUGAAAAAGGUGUUGGUCCGAAGCCAGUGUUCAUCGCAGACUUUGAGAAGCACUGUGUGGAUUUCGUGAACAAUGCAGUGGACCCUGAAGAUCCGGAGCAUUGGCAAGCAAACGCUCGCGACUCUGACUGGGGGAAAGUGCAAGAUGAUGGCGUUGAGGCAAAUGUCAACUGCAUCCAGGGAUUGCUUUCAGAACUGGAGCCCUUAGUGACCAGAAGCGAGGUGCAUGACGAUUCUUGGAUGAUGCAGAAAUCAUGGCUUUGCUGCAGCUCCGGUCGCGUCACUGAGCCUGACGCACCCGAAGAGAUAUCGUCGGAGGAUGCAUCCUCAAGACAGACACACAGGUGUGCCGCCUGUGUGCGCUCAAGCUCUGCAGGCCCAGAGACUUCGCCCUGCAGCUCGCCUGUAGCGCGACGACACUGUGCAUUGAGGGCGGCAUCGUCGCACUGGAGGCACCAAAAUCAUGCAAGUGCUCCUUCAUGA
Molecule: messenger RNA, 1887 nt
Organism: Symbiodinium sp. CCMP2456
Lineage: Eukaryota; Dinophyceae; Suessiales; Symbiodiniaceae
Source: the annotation of a GenBank genome assembly